Cyclopterus lumpus (lumpfish) is the source of this 4449-nucleotide messenger RNA. RefSeq names its product prospero homeobox 3 (gene prox3). The record is from RefSeq and is a predicted model, not a curated record. Gene Ontology annotation, cellular component: nucleus. Lineage: Eukaryota; Metazoa; Chordata; Actinopteri; Perciformes; Cyclopteridae. Gene Ontology annotation, molecular function: RNA polymerase II cis-regulatory region sequence-specific DNA binding; DNA-binding transcription factor activity, RNA polymerase II-specific. Gene Ontology annotation, biological process: regulation of transcription by RNA polymerase II. The coding region runs from base 294 to 2672 and encodes 792 amino acids. The transcript is spliced from 6 exons.
ACCUGCACAGUGACACAACUGUAGAGUAAAGAGGAGGCGGCUGGUGAGUGAGAGUAGAGCUGAGAGAGUUGCGGAACAAAGGACAAAUAAAGAGCAGAGGGGAAACAGGAAAAAGACGGAAACUCGCUGGUUAAUUUCUGCCCGCACCGAUGUCCGAGGCCCGCCGGGUGCCAGCGGGAGACAGUCGACCGAGGCAGAGCGCUUAGGACCGGCCGCUGGAGUGGAAAGCUUCGGGGGAGGGGGGUGUGUGUUGGGGAACGGACACCGCUGGAGCUCUUCUCCGUGACUGCAAAAUGAUGGAUUCCCCCACGGAUCUUUUCGAUGACUCUGCUCCCCAGAUGCACGCAUUUGCUCCGACUCACAGCUCCACAGAUCUCCCUGGAGUUCAUCCUCAGCCCAGUGCCGGGCGCCCUCCUCCAGCCUUCAGACCGCCCGGAUUCCCCCUCAUCCACCACCUCCUCCAGCCCAGUGGAGCCCCCAGGAGGAUUGGAGGGCAGCUCAACACACACCUGAGCACACACAGACACCUGGAAGAUAGAGAUUCGGAGGAAGAGAGAGGAGAGAGGGACGGACAGGUGGAGCAUAGGAUGGAGGGAGGAGAGGACGGAGUGAUGAAGGGAGAGGACAGCAUGCUGGGGGUGAAGAAAAGGCUCAGCGAUGCCGCCCUCGCGGCCGAGUGGAGCCAGGACGUCUUGAAAGUGAAAAGGAUGAAGCUGGAGAGCCGACCCAGAGAUGGAGAGACCGAGGUGGGAGGCAGGAGGCGCGAGGGAGGGAGGGAGGGGAAGAGAAGAGAGAGGGAGGAGUUGAAAGAACAACUGGAGGAGGCCAGAGAGAGACUGCAGGCCCUGCAGGAGAAGGUGUGGAGGGCUUUUGGGGAAAAGCACAUGGCAGUGGAGGAGAAGGAGAUGAGGUGCAGAAACGGAGGAGGGGGAGAAGAUGAAGGAGAAGGAGACGCUGGAAUGAUGAUGGAGGAGGAGGACAUCACAGAAGGGUUGUAUGAUGAAGAGGACAUAGAUGGUGGAGAGAUAGAAAAGGAAACAUUCUCCCUUCUUUCUGUUUCCCCUUUUGACAACUUCCACAAACAGAGGGAGGAGAGGCAAAAAGACGGGGGAGGGAGGAUAGAGAGAGGAAGAGGAGGAGGAGGGUUGCACUUGGAGGGCUUGAUGGAAGGAGCGGGGUUGUGGUUGGAUUGUGGCGGGCUGGUAAGGGGUGAUUGGCAUGGGGGGAUAGAAGACGAGGGCGAGGAGGGAGGGCAGAAGUUUGCUCAGGCGCUGAAGGUGGAGCUGGGCAGCGCCGUGGCUCGAGUCAUAGACCGAGUUCUCCGCCUCUACACCGAGGUUGCCGAUGUCACGCCCUCCUCUCCUCCCGCCGCCAUCGCCUUCCUGCCGCCUGACGCGGGGAACGAUGGCGGGAGGGAGAGGGGAGUGUGGAUGGGACUAUUGACGAGAGGAAGAGGGGAGGAUAAACCGCGAGGUAAGGAAGAAAAGACGGGACGGCAGGAUGGAGAGAGGGAGAAGCCGAUGCAAAAAAGGAGCAACGGGAGCGUCCCGCCUCUGGGGCAGCCCCAUCUCACCGAACCGUCGGACCUGGCAAUGCCAUUGGCCGUCCCAAGGUCACCUGACAUCCGAAAAGCCCACCCACUCCUCGGCCCACCUCUCUCUGCUCACCUAAAUCCCUCUCACCCGAACCUCUCCCUUCAUCAACCGACCCUCCCUCGCCCUCCUCCUCUUUCUCACCCCAACCUCCUGGCUCCAGCGUCGCAACCCAAGGACCUCUCCUCCUCCUCCUUCCACCUGUCCUCCUCCUCCUCCUCCUCUUCCUCCUCGUCCUUCCCCGCGCCUCCCCCUCCACCCCCUCCGCCCCCUCCCCCGCUCCCUCUCCCCCUUCUCCACUACUCCAUGCAGCAGCUCUUCUCUCGCUCUCUUCACCACCCUCAGCUGCCCCACCUUCAUCCGUCCCGCAAGGACUAUUUGAACUCGGACCCCUUCCUGGAGUUCUCGACUCACCCCUCGUCUCACCCCUCUUUCCCACCGCUCCCCUUGCUCGGCCACCUCGACCCCUCCCUUGCGCGCCACGCUCACGGAGGCAGAGAGAGAGGGAUGAGGGGAGACGGGGGGAUGAGAGGAGGAGGAGGGAUGGACGGAGGAGAGCUCUACCUGAGUGCCGGGGGAACCCAGGAGGGCUUGUCUCCCUGCCACCUGAAGAAAGCCAAGCUCAUGUUCUUCUACGCACGCUAUCCCAGCUCCAAUACGCUCAAGACGUACUUCCCUGAUGUCAAGUUUAACCGCUGCGUGACCUCCCAGAUGAUUAAAUGGUUCAGUAACUUCAGAGAGUUCUUCUACAUCCAGAUGGAGCGCUUCGCACGUCAGGCUGUCCGCGAGGCUCUCACCCGGGAGGGUGCACCUCGUCUGGGCAGAGAGAAUCAACUGCGAGUGGGCCGUGAUACAGAGCUGUACCGCAUACUGAACAUGCACUACAAUAAAAGUAACGUCUACCAGGUACCAGAGAGAUUCAUCGAGGUAUCAGACAUGGCCCUGAGGGAGUUUUACUCAGCCAUUUGGACUGGGAGAGACAGCGACCCCUGCUGGAAGAAAGGGAUAUAUAAGAUCAUCUGUAAACUCGACAGUCCUGUUCCAGAUGCCUUCAGGCUGCCCGGUUGUCCCGUUGGCUGAGAGACGAAGUCCCUUUUCCAUCUGGUACAUGUACACACAUGCAUGCAUGACACACAACGAGGGGAUUACACUGUGCAAAUCCACACCGUGAGAACUGGUGUGAGGAAAUCUGCUCGAUUCUACUAUUUGGUUUAUUCAUAAUUCAUUAAUUUCUUUUUUUCUUUUUUAAAGAAGAGAAUUUUAAAUGUGUUUAGUUUUGCACACACCGUGUGCAGGGGAAGACAUGCAUGCUCUAAUGGACGCAUAGCAGUGCAGUGGUAAGAGUCUUGUGACUGCACUUAUCGAGGAACGUGACCGUGCUAUUGAAUUAAAACAGGACGGAGCAGGAAUCCCCUCUCCAAACAUUCUUCACCGGCCGACUGUGCUGCCACACGGGUUUGAUGAAGCGGCCGGAAGGUCGCUGCAGCCACAGAAUGGACUGGUGUUUAGUCACGAUGUCGUGGAAAUAUGCUUGCUGUGCAUGGUGUGUAUGCAUCCGCUCAGUAAUCAAAUGUACUGCUGACCACUGUUUACCAAGCAUGGGCACUGCACACGUACAUCAAUUACAUUAUAAUACGAUGUAUAACAUGUUUUCAGAUACUAUCAGAUAAAGAGCCCAUCACCUGAUCACAUAAAUAUAUAUAUAUACACGUUUCUCAGAUUAGUCGCCUCAUUUUCCUCAUCAUCCCUUUUCACAUGUGAGCAGAGAGCAGUGUUGCUUACACAGCUUCCUGGUUCUUUUAUUUAUUUUUUUCAGAGAAAGCUGUAAUAUUGCAGUCUAAUUAAUCAUGAGUCAUUUUUGCACAAAUAGCUCCCAGCUACCGCACCCCAAAAACAUUUCAAGGCCGCUCUCCCCCGGGGUGUGUUCACGGUUUUACAUCAGAGACUUUUUAAAACAUUAAAUGCGAUUGUUUGCUAGGAAUGGUUGUUUUCGUGUGUGUGUGUUUGGGCUUUUUCUUCUCUGGAGUGUCAGAAGUAUCUUUUUUUGGUUAGCUUUUACAUUUUAAAUAUGUUUUCCCCGGCUCUGAGGAGGCUUCUCUUCUUCUUUUUUUUUCUUCCACCAACAGAAAGCUUGUCAUGUUUGAAUUCAUUCAAAGGUUGCAAAAAAAUAAUAAAAUAUAUAUCCACUUAAUAAAUCAGGCUUGGACAUCUUUAAAGAAAACGUGAGGACCAAUCACAGUUAAUGUUAAAAAGCAGAUAUUGUAACUCUUUGGUUAAUUGUAAGGUUUGAAAACAUGAAGUUUCCCUUGUUUUAAACUACCAGGGCAAUGGUUUCAGUCAGUGGAUUAUGUUUGCUUGUAUAUCCAUCUCUUUGUUCAAUAUUUAAUUAUAUGACUUUUUGUACAUGAUGGCACAAUGUAAUCAAAGUGUAAUUAAAAUUAUGCCAAGAGGGACAAUAUAUUGAAUUCAAACUAGUAAAAUGAAUGUUUUGUCAUUUCCUUGCCGUACUGUUAUCGUUGAAAUAUUCACUUCUGUUUUUGUAUUCCUUUAAUGUGAUGCUAAACUAAAUAAGCCGGUUGUACAGUUAGUAAAUAUCGACAUUAGUUUCCAAAAGGUAUUGCAGUAACUUUGACUCCAUCUUCUGUAUAUCAAGGCUCUUAUAUCGGGAGGAAACUUGGGUUUCUGUCCCUAAAAAAUGUUGAUCGACGGCUCCAGAGAAAGUCCUCCUCUGGCUGUGAGACCGAGGCCGUGUAUGUAAACUCUUCGUGGCGUGUUUUCAACUGCAUGUUUCCUAUAUUUGCAUUACAUUUUGUAUCGUAAUCCCUUUUUUCUCUCGUUGCUUUCAUUGGUUUCUCUU